This is a messenger RNA of Metarhizium album ARSEF 1941, 639 nucleotides long. RefSeq lists its product as uncharacterized. Bases 1 to 639 code for a protein of 212 amino acids. NCBI's taxonomy places the organism in Eukaryota, Fungi, Ascomycota, Sordariomycetes, Hypocreales, Clavicipitaceae. The record is from RefSeq and is a predicted model, not a curated record. The transcript is spliced from 4 exons.
AUGGGUGGCUCACAGCCAUUCAUGUAUAACGCUGAAUGGCGAAAUGACGCACGUUUUCGCACAACCAUUUUCGAUCCCAAGGCUGUGACGCGGGCCAGCUGGGAGCCAAAGCCCAGGAAACCACCUCGAAAGGGCCCUCUCAUCUCAUUCGAUCGACACCCCGAUGCCCACAUGGUCAUCUCACACCAAAAUAACCCAUACGUACCCCUUGGGCGGCAAGUGAAGAAGUGGACCAAGGCGCUGCGGAACGUUCAGCUCCUUGUUCGCAUUUUGGAAAUAAAUACAGCCAUUGGUUCCCUUGUCCUCCUAAUUCUCAUUACAAACAUCAACGAGGCCACAGGAUGGAUCAUGAGAAUUUCACCCGGCGUCGCCAUGGCUCACUGUUCAUACGCUAUAUACCACCUGUCUCGGAGCGCAUCUGGUCGUACACCUGGCUCUUCCGCUGCCUAUCACGUCUUCGCUGCUAUUUCCGAUCUGGUCGUCUUAUCUUUUGUACUCUAUGAUGAUUGGAGCAGCAGGCUUACACUUCAUAUCACUCUCGAUCUCCUUGUGGUUGGGAGUAAUGUUUCGCAGAAUCAGCCUAAUGCCACCAGAUAUGAAUCCCCUCGAGGACAAUCUGACAGCAAGGCCAUUCCAUAA